Molecule: messenger RNA, 1611 nt
Organism: Seminavis robusta
Lineage: Eukaryota; Bacillariophyta; Bacillariophyceae; Naviculales; Naviculaceae
Source: the annotation of a GenBank genome assembly
AUGUCCACACGGUCAGGGAAGGGUUACUCGACAGGAAAGAAGUCGACCGCAACAAAAGGAACAAGCGCGAGGAAAGUCAAGGAUAAGGUUGCGUCGCCUGCUCCUAGGAAGAAGCUUGAAGCUACUUUUGACGAGUGUACCACCGGUGAUACAGAAGGAGGAGGGUACAGUAGCGACGAUUGGAACUUCGAAGACGGUGAAGAUUGUUUGGGGCAGUCCGACCGAUCUGCGUCCACAGCUGGAUCUCGCAGAGUGAAGCUUUCACUUAAUAUCCAGAAGAGUCUAUUGGAAGACAUUUUGUUGGCUGGAGGGAUUGACAAGUUUGACCUAAAGUCGCAGCAAGCGCUCUCAGAGCUGUGUAUUCAGAGGCCAGAGCUCUACGGACAAAGAGGUGACCAAGUCCGUAAAAAGAUUCAGAAGAAAGUGUACAAGUGGAAGGAAGUCUACAAGGAUUCUGACGCCAGGUCCAACACCCGACCCAGUCCCUCGUCAGUCCACGUGCCGAACGAGGUCCCUUCGUCAGGUCCAACACCCGACCCAGUCCCUUCGUCAGUCCACGUGCCGAAUAAGGUCCCUUCAUCAGUACAGAAGAGUUGGACUGCUGGGAUUCCACCGGUUGUGAAAGAGGAACGACAGUCAAAGCCCAACACUGGUACUUCCAAAAUGAGCGAGUAUCCCGAGGGUGCAAAAAUUAUCAAGGUGGAUGCUGAGCAUCCAGAGAACAACGGGCCUUUCUUCAUCUACCCAGUUCCGGAUAUGGAGGCAGCUGAAGAAGGGCACGAAUCAAAGGGGUUCUUCAUUCUCUACGCCAUGGAUGAACGCUUCUCGGAUCAUGAUGAAACCGUCAAGUGGAUCAGUGCGAAUGUUGUUGGGUCGAAGCAGAUUCACAUUAAGGUCCCAUCUUUGCCCUUCUUAAUGGCCCCGGGUGUGGAGAACCAAGAAAAGAGGUAUGAUGCCCUUAAUAAAGCACAAGUCGUCCCUCUCUGCGUUAUGAAGUCCAUCAAUGCAGGUGUUUCGUUCCUUGCUCCCCGGGAUGAUGCCACUAUUUCACACUUGGAGGCUGCCAAGAAUGAGGCUCGCAAGUGGGAGACAUGGGUCCUAGAUUUUUCAAGAGUGGAUUAUGUUGGAGAGCUGAAGUCAUCCCUCGUGUACGCUCAGGCUGGGCCAAACGAGUGCUUUAUUACGAUGUUAUCUAUAUUCGUCCGAGUGGGCGCAGGAUUCUACGGGGAAGAUAAAUAUGAAGAGUUUCUUGGCUUCAAGGUGGAAGCCGACAUUGAAAAGGCCAUGUUUGAGGCUAUGGCUAAAACCAACCCCGAUGAAGAAGAUGAUGAAGACGACGAUGUAGGUAAGCGGACUUUUGACUAUGAUACCAAUGAGUAUGGCUUCAGUCCUUUGGCAUGGGCGCAGAUCUCAGAGCUCCUUAACGUGGAAGUGAGCCGUGGUGAUAUGACGUUUGAUGAGCUCCUGGAGCGCAUGUGGAGUUAUGCCGAAUCUAUGGCUGCAAGCCCACAAAAUUUGUCUCAGAUGACUGUGGAGGAGCUCUUGGUUUGGUAUGUCCAAGCAGAAUCAGUUAGAGCGGACAAGCUUCAAAGAGCUUCAGCUUCAGCCUGA